CUUCGGUAUCAGUCCGCUUGAGGAGAGUCGGCAGCGCCUCUAAUACUCCUGCUCACGUUGUCGACUGCUGUGCUCAUUUUGAGCAUCAAUGGAGUCUCUGGACUUGGUGAACCCGUACCUGUUCAGGCACAAGCGGAGAAACUUUCUGACAGGUGGCAACAUGCUACCCAGCGACAUCGACGCUCUCCUGGACUUCGAGAUCCGCCCCACGGACAUCUUCAUCAUCACAUACCCAAAGUCAGGCACGGCGUGGAUGCAGCAGAUCCUGGUGGGGAUCAUGGACGCUGCCCAUCCGGAACGGGCGGAAGAUGCAGACAACAGGGCUCGAGUUCCCUUCAUAGAGGAGAGAGCCAAAGACGAUCCUUGCCGGGAGAGGCCAGAUCCUCGGUUUUUCGGCACACAUCUGCCGCCUGAUAUGCUUCCUCUUGGAGUCAGAGAAAAGCAAGUGAAGAUUGUGUACGUUUGGAGGAACCCCAAGGACGUGCUGGUGUCUUUGUACCACUUUGCUCAGAGCUGGGUUUUUCUGGAGACGCCUCGCAGCUUCGAGGAUUUCUUUCAGCAGUUCCUGGACGGCGAUGUGUACAUGGGAUCAUGGUUCGACCACCUCAGAGAAUAUAUCUCUGCACGAGACCAACUGAACAUCCACUUCGUGAACUACGAGAGCAUGUUGAAGGACCUCAAAGGGGAAGUUCUGAAGAUUUGUGCUUUCCUGGGGAGAGAUUUGACGGAUGAAGCCAUCGAUCACAUCGUGGAAAAGUCCACCUUUACCAACAUGAAGAGGAACCCCAAAGCAAACUACAAAGACCAUGACGUGGACUACAAGCAGACCACCAUGCGCAAAGGCACGGCAGGUGAGUGGAAGAACUUCUUCACGGUGGCCCAGAAUGAGCAGUUUGAUCGACUCUUCCAAGAAAAAAUGACCGGCUUUCCUUUGACCUGCGUUUGGGAAAUCCAGCCAUAGAUCAAGACCCUCAUUUCACUCCUCUCUUAUCCAGUGUGACAUUGUGAACUGGCCAGGCGUUUUCACUUGAAAUGUUGUGUCACUGGGGUCUUCGGCAAUAAACCACGCGUCUUCAGAGCAUUUUAAAGUAAACGUAGAAAUUUGAAGCGGCACUGCAUUGCAUGGAGCGAUUUUCACCAAAU
Salarias fasciatus (jewelled blenny) is the source of this 1143-nucleotide messenger RNA. RefSeq names its product amine sulfotransferase-like. The record is from RefSeq and is a predicted model, not a curated record. Gene Ontology annotation, molecular function: sulfotransferase activity. Lineage: Eukaryota; Metazoa; Chordata; Actinopteri; Blenniiformes; Blenniidae. The coding region runs from base 89 to 961 and encodes 290 amino acids. The transcript has 7 exons.